UACCUAUGUCCUAUACCUACGUAAAAAUAAAACUACUUAUUUACGACAUUCAGACCGACCUAUUCAGGUGUUAAACUAACAGAUUAAUUUAGUCUGACGACGACGAGUCUUACAGAAAUGAAAAUCUUGGUGGUCAUAAGCACGACUUUCCUGCUCACGUUAAUACCAGUGGAUGUACAAAGAAUGAUAAAUGUCAGCAGAAUUCGACACUUUGAAAUCAUAUCAGAAAGUGGCGACUUGAAGACCAUCAACAUAACCUUAUUUCACGAUAAAAUGCAAGAUAGAGUAGCCGGAGUAGUUGAAUUUACUAGAAAUGUUCAUCUGAAACAAGUUACAUUUCUUAUAUUUCGAUGCAGUUUUGAGAACUACGCUUGUGAAAAUUUUCAAACUUGGAAAGUAGAAGGUAAAGUGCUGGAGCAAAUGCCAAAAAUGAAAAAUCAAAUGUGGAGCCCUUUAUUCGACAACUUUAAUCCGAAAUUGGACGUUCCUCACAUCAAAAAAAGUAUUUACCGACAUUCAGGUGGCAAUUUCGAUGCCAAUGCUGUACUCAAGUUUUAUCCAGAGGCUACAAAAUACUUUUGGAAGCUUAACGUCACAUUGGUUGAUAUAGAUGAUAAGACAGUGGCUACAUUGUUAUUUGAAGCGACUUUUCAUACAUUCGCUGUGAGAGACAGGAAAGAAGUCGAGCAUACUCGUAAUGCUCAUAUUUUGUGAUGAAGAUCCUGCAAUGAGAUAGUGAUGAGCUAAUGAAUUUUGAUGAUUUUGAUAUUUAAAUAUUUAGGUCUAUUUCUGUGCAUGGAUUCCAUCACAUAGAAUACUUACAGGUAAAAUAAAUAUAUAGAUAUAAUAA
Planococcus citri (citrus mealybug) is the source of this 850-nucleotide messenger RNA. RefSeq lists its product as uncharacterized. The transcript is spliced from 4 exons. The record is from RefSeq and is a predicted model, not a curated record. The coding region runs from base 118 to 714 and encodes 198 amino acids. Lineage: Eukaryota; Metazoa; Arthropoda; Insecta; Hemiptera; Pseudococcidae.